AAUAGUCUUCCUACCAAACGGACUGCUCGCGCAGGAAAGAUAACUAAAAGCGUGAAAAUGCUCAAAUUAGACAGCAAAAAUGGCAUUAUCCUCACGGGAGUGCUGUCGGUGGUCUUUGCCAUUGUCUACUUGGCUCUAAUGGAUGACUAUUUCUGGCGAUAUGGAUCGUACGACCUGGGUAUACAUGUGUCGGUGCUGCAAAUACUGGGAAGCGUAUGCCUAGUAAUUGGUGCCAUAAAGGAAAAGUAUAAGCUGUUCGUGCCAUGGAUGAUAACCUGUGGAUUCUUCUUGUACCUCAUGGUAUUUCUGGGCGUUGUUUUGAUGGUCAAUGACAACUGGAUCUUUGUUCCGGUCAUGGUGGUGCCAUUUACAGCCUAUCUAAGCUAUGCCCUGUUCUCGGUUCAAAAGGCAUUCGAUAGAAUGAGAAAGGAUGAGCCGCCAUCGUACACGAAUCUUGACGGAAAAAAGGAUUUUAUAAGCCACAUAUAAUGAGUUAUGUACAUAAAAAUAUGUAUGUAUAUAAAACGCAUAUGUAAAUCUAAUCUAAUCGUAAAGCGUU
This is a messenger RNA of Drosophila guanche, 559 nucleotides long. RefSeq lists its product as uncharacterized. Bases 58 to 489 code for a protein of 143 amino acids. The transcript has 4 exons. The record is from RefSeq and is a predicted model, not a curated record. Lineage: Eukaryota; Metazoa; Arthropoda; Insecta; Diptera; Drosophilidae.